Molecule: messenger RNA, 2004 nt
Organism: Sphenostylis stenocarpa
Lineage: Eukaryota; Viridiplantae; Streptophyta; Magnoliopsida; Fabales; Fabaceae
Source: the annotation of a GenBank genome assembly
AUGUGCAGGAACUCUGGUAAUUCAGAGAUGGUAGCUUCAAACAAAAGCACGUUAGAAGAGGUUUUGGACAUUGAAAACAAUAUGGCUCAGUGGGUGCUCAAUCCUCCAGAUCCACCUUCCAUGCUGCGUCAGCUCGUGGACAACGUCAAGGACACCCUCUUACCGCAUCCACAUCCAAACACAUUCUCUUCUCUCAGGAACCAACCCUUUUCCAAACGCGCUUUUGCCUUCUUGCAGGGCUUGUUUCCCAUUCUUGCUUCAUUCCAAAACUACAAUGCCCAAAAGUUCAAGUGCGAUUUCAUGGCCGGUCUAACCCUCGCAAUCUUCGCCAUUCCUCAGUGUAUGGGAAAUGCAACAUUGGCGCAGCUAAGUCCAGAAUAUGGCCUCUACACAGGAAUUGUGCCACCUCUUAUUUAUGCUUUGCUAGCGAGUUCAAGGGAGAUAGUGAUUGGACCAGGAUCUGUAGAUUCACUGCUACUUUCCUCAAUGAUUCAGACAUUGAAGUUUCCAAUUCAUGAUUCUAUCACAUACACUCAGCUUGUUUUCACUGUAACUUUUUUUGCGGGCAUCUUUCAAGUUGCUUUCGGCCUCUUUAGGUUUGGUUUUCUGGUGGAAUAUAUCUCCCAAGCCACGAUCGUAGGGUUCUUGGCAGCAGCAGCCGUGGGCAUUGGACUACAACAAUUGAAAGGAUUACUUGGGAUCGUUAACUUCACCAACAAAACUGCUUUAUUUUCCGUCGUCAAAUCUCUUUGGACAUCCUUCAAAAACCAAUCAGCGUGGCAUCCCUACAAUUUCAUUAUUGGAAUCUCAUUUCUCUGUUUCAUCCUAUUUACCAGAUUCCUGGGGAGAAGGAACAAGAAACUUAUCUGGUUAUCACACGUUGCUCCUCUCCUUUCUAUUAUUGUAUCCUCUGUCAUUGCGUACAAAAUAAAUGUUCAUGAGCAUCAAGUGAAGGACUACAGAGUUGAAGUGUUGGGACCAAUUAAAGGAGGGAGCUUGAAUCCAAGCUCACUCCAUCAGUUAACAUUUGAUAGCAAAGUUGUGGGGCAUUUGAUCAGAAUAGGGUUCACCAUUGCUAUUAUUUCACUCACGGGAUCUAUUGCUGUUGGACGAUCCUUUGCAUCUCUAAAAGGACACAGUAUUGAUCCCAACAGAGAAGUGGUAUCCUUGGGCAUAAUGAACAUUGUUGGAUCCUUAACCUCUUGCUACAUUGCAUCAGGGUCUUUGUCACGCACUGCAGUAAACUACAAUGCUGGGUCAGAAACAAUGGUGUCGAACAUAGUGAUGGCAUUGACGGUGCUCUUGUCACUUAAAUUUUUGACAGGGCUUUUAUAUUUUACUCCGAAAGCAAUCUUAGCAGCAAUAAUUCUGUCGGCUGUGCCAGGACUGAUUGACCUAAAGAAAGCAUGUGAAAUUUGGAAGGUUGAUAAAAUGGAUUUCCUUGCUUGUGCUGGAGCCUUCUUGGGAGUCUUGUUUGCAUCUGCAGAAAUAGGCCUUGCAAUUGGGAUCACGAUAUCAUUCGCGAAGAUAAUUCUAACCUCAAUUCAACCUGCUAUUGCGGUUAUUGGAAGGCUUCCAGGAACCGAUUCAUUCGGCGAUGUUCAACAGUAUCCAAUGGCACUCAACAUUCCUGGAGUGUUCAUCGUGUCUCUAAAAUCUGCAUGGCUUUGUUUUGCAAAUUCAAAUCUGGUGGAGGAAAGGAUUGAGCGAUGGGUGACCAAUGAAAAAGCUAAGCAUGGGAAAGGAGGAGAAAGAACCUUCCAUCACGUCAUCAUUGAUGCCUCAAGUCUAACGAAUAUUGACACCGCGGGAAUUGCUUCUCUGGUGGAGCUGAAUAAAAAUCUGACUUCACGUGGAGUAAAGUUAGCUAUCGCUAACCCUAGGUGGCAUGUAAUUCACAAGCUAAGAUUAUCUAACUUCGUCACCAAAAUUGGAGGAAGGGUUUUCCUUUCUGUGGGAGAAGCAGUAGAUGCCUGUCUUGGCACUAAAAUGGUUUCUGUAUAA